AUGGACCUGAAGUGGAAUUCUGGCAGAGUUUCUCGUCCAGCCUCAGCUGCGGUCCGGGUGACUGAUUUGAGUUGGCAAGGCAACCUAAAUCCCAGUCCACUGAUUAAAGAUGAUGGAGAGCUACUUAUGGAUGAAUACCUUUCCCCCAGGAAACUGAAAGUUUUGACAGGAGUAGAUGAUCUGCGACAAGUGAAGGCCCUAGAGAUGCGAGUAGAUACAAGAGAGAUCAGCUUGGGAAACUUUGGUGCCUAUCUACCUAAUCUGAGGGAACUGAAGUUGAACAAUAGCUUGCUUGUGUCUGUGAGGGAUCUUGGAACCACAUUGUCCCAUCUCCAUGUCCUGUGGAUGGCUCGCUGUGGGCUCUCAGAUUUAGAUGGGAUCUCUUCCUGCAGCUCUCUAAAAGAACUCUACAUAGCCUAUAACAGUAUCUCAGACCUGAGCCAGCUCACCUGGUUGGUUCACCUUGAGGUUUUGGACCUGGAAGGGAACAAUAUUGAGGACAUCAACCAGAUGCAGUACUUGGGACUUUGUUGCAAGCUGAGCCGCCUGACAGUGAAGGGCAACCUUAUUUGUCUGAAGCCAAAUGCAGAAUCUGCAGAGGAAACAGAUUAUAAUUACAGAGCUGAAGUGAAAAAAAUCAUUCCCCACUUGGACUAUUUGGACGAAAUACCAGCAAGCCAAACUGCUCUCCUUCCUUCAAAGAAGAUGCAUCAGGAUUGUCUAAUCAUCAAGGAAUCCAUCAAGGAAGGUGGUUUAGUUGGAGACAUUUUAUGGUUAGAUCCAUAUCUUGGGGCAGUAGCAAGGCAGUCUGGAUGUUGCCCAAGACCCCUGACAAAUUCCAGACCUGGAACUGCGCAGUGGUCUGCUAAAGCAGGGACAUGCAUCAAUGCCCGCCUGUUGAACAGUGGCUGUCCUCUUCCAGAUCCCACUGUUUCUGAUGUGCUGUUCCCAGAAGAUGACUCCAGUGAUUUGACACAUGGACUCGGUCAAGUUAUGUGUGGGAACCCCACCAAGGCCCUCCGUGCAAGAAGGCAAAAGCUAGGUCCACCUGCAGUGAGCCCUUUGAAGCUCUGCAGUCUGAGGACAGAAAACUUUUACAGCUCUGGAGGAGGAGGAGAUCUGCACCAGGAAGAUGUGUUCUCUGAACUGAGUGUACAGAGAGAGCAGCACAAGCGGUGCCUGCAAACAGGUCAGCAAGAAGAAGCUGCACAAGCACUGAAGGUGACUCUUAGUGAUGAAGGAGAGGGUGAAGACUGCAGCCUGACUGGCAGCUGUGAAGAUGAGUUGAGGGAGACCUGUGAUGAGGACCUCAUUGAAAGGAUUUCUCUUGAUUCUUCUUGCCCCUCCUGUCUGUCCCAGUCUUCCUCAGGUUCAUCACAGGCUCAGGAAGGAGCAGUGUUCUCCAACUCAAACUGUUGUCUAAUUCCAUCCCCUCCAAAAAACGCUUCACCUGCAGCUGUAAAGGGUGUUGCAGCAAGACUCUGGAAAAUGAGGAACCGCAGAAUAAGACACCUAAAAAUGCCCAGCCAAGAGGAGGACAGGCAGUGGACAGAGCGGUGCCAGUCAAGGGUUCAUCAAGAAACUUCGGCCCAGCCUCUGGGCAAGGAACUUGCUCUCCUGAACCAGCACAACGUGCCGACUGCCUCCAGAUCCCAAGGGCAGCACCAGCCUAUUUCAGGACCAGCAGCUGUUGGAUCAACAAGCAUCAGGCCAGUCACGGAUGAGAGCCCUCCUGUAGAGAUCAACCACCACCAGCCAGCUGUCUGCUCAUCCAUAAAAGCCUUGGAGAGGUUUGGGCUGACAAACACUGCUUGGCCCCUGACUGCCAGGGCCAUGCUACAGUCGUUGCCAGACAGACCCACUGCUGCAACAGCAUCUCAGAACAAAAGUCCCUGGUCGUAG
Opisthocomus hoazin is the source of this 1902-nucleotide messenger RNA. NCBI's taxonomy places the organism in Eukaryota, Metazoa, Chordata, Aves, Opisthocomiformes, Opisthocomidae. The record is from RefSeq and is a predicted model, not a curated record.